AUGGGAAAAGUAAUGGGCUCUCCUAAAUUUCCCAUCGGCCCGUUUUCUAAAUCGAUGGGAAAAAUUUCUGCAACCCCAACGCCGCCCUCCCACCGCUGCAUCUCCGCUGCUUCCCGCGACGCCGUCUCGCCCAGCCGCUACCAUUUCAGCCGCGACACUAUUUCAGCCGCGACAUCUACGCUCCUUCCCGCAACGCCGUCUCGCCUAGCUGACACCGUUUUCAUUGCCACUACCUUGAGUGCUAGAGGUCUUCGAGUUGCCGUUGUCGAAAGGAAUGUGUUGAAAGGGAGAGAACAAGAGUGGAACAUAUUAAGAAAGGAGCUUUUGGAACUUGUAGAAGUUGGAGUUUUGGAAGAAGAUGACAUUCAAAGAGUCACAUCAGCAAAAUUUAAUCAUAAUAGAUGUGGAUUUGAAAGGAAAGGAGAUAUAUGGGUCAACAACAUUCUUAAUCUCGGUGUUUCAUCUGCCAGGCUUAUAGAGAUUGUAAAGAAACGUUUUAUCUCCCUUGGCGGAGUCGUUUUCGAGGGUUUAAGUGUCUCUUGCAUAAAUGUUUACGAUGAUGCUGCAGUCCUAAAACUUUCCGGGGACAAUAUCUUGUCAUCUCGUCUUAUAAUUGAUGCCAUGGGGAACUUUUCGCCUAUUCUAAAACAGAUAAGACGAGGGAGAAAGCCUGAUGGUGUUUGUCUAGUUGUUGGAACCUACACACGCGACUUUGAAAAUAACUCGCUUAGUGAUGUGAUAUUCAGCAGUUCAACUGUAAAGAAAGUAGGAGAUUCAAAAGCACAAUAUUUUUGGGAAGCAUUUCCAGCAGGUUUAGGUCCACUUGAUCGUACUACUUAUAUGUUCACUUAUGUAGAACCUCAACCCGGAUCCCCGAAAUUGGAAGAAUUGUUGGAAGAAUACUGGGAUCUUAUGCCAGAAUAUCAGUACCAAUCCGAUGAUGUUCCUGGAGAUUUUAUCAACGAACUUCUUUAUGCCAAUUUUAGGUGUAUGCAGAGGCUUGGGGAUCCGGUGCUACGACCAUUUCUGCAGGAUGCCGUACAAUUUGGGCCACUUUCAAAGACACUAGGGUUGGUUAUGUUAACAAGGCCUCAAAUACUCCCAUCCAUAUUCAAACAGGUUGGUAUUCCUGUACUGCUUGAUUGGUUCAGACAUUUUCUGAUGCUUGGUUACUACACCUUUCUCGCAACCUUUGUUGAUCCUAUUGUGAGGCCAUUAAUAAAUACACUACCAUCCAAGACGAGUUUCCAGUGGAAACGACAUCUCGAGGCUUGGAAAUAUGGAUCAGGUCUAGAUUACAAGCUAUAGGAACUACCUUUAACAAUGAGGGUUUAGCGCAAUUGGUCAGUACAUAGUGUGUGAGU
Molecule: messenger RNA, 1364 nt
Organism: Vicia villosa (hairy vetch)
Lineage: Eukaryota; Viridiplantae; Streptophyta; Magnoliopsida; Fabales; Fabaceae
Exons: 12
Coding region: 1-1308 (435 amino acids)
Source: RefSeq, a predicted model, not a curated record